AUGCGGAGCGGGCACCCGCCCCGCGAAGCCUUGGGAGGCCCGGGGACGGACACGUGGGGUACACAGAUGAGACCAAACUCGGCCCCAGCCCGGGGGCAGCAGAGGCGAGGGGCGCUGGGCAACCCCUCCCCGUGGCUCUCGCCCGGCCACCGCCCGAGCAGCCGGAGCGCAGACCUGUCCGAUGUGCCCAACGGGCCGGGCAGGAGCCCAGGGGAGAGGCAAGAGAGUCCGCCCCCGUGUCCCCCGGGCGCCCGCAGCGGGGUCCCGCCUCUCCCUACCCAAACAGGGAACCCCAUCCCCGCCGAGGCUCCCAGCGCUUCCCGCCGCCGGGCCGUGCUCGGCACCCCGGUCCUGGUACGAGCCACCGCCGAGGUCCGGGGCAGCCGGCAGGCUGGGGCGGGCGCUGUCGCCCGCCGCCCCGGCCCGCACUCACCGUGCCCGCGGCGGGGACCAUCCCCCGGGCCGCCGCUGCCCCGCAUCGCCUCCGCUCCCCGCCGCCCCCCGCCGCCCGCCGCCGCCGCGCCGGGGCGGGGCGCUGGCGGGGGCCGGCGCUGCCCCGCCGGCACCGACUCCCGCCGCUACUCCCGGUGCCGCUCCCGCUGUGUCUUGGGAUACGGGUCCCGGUCCCGCUGCGCCUCGCGGUGCGGUGCCGGCGGCGGCGGGCCGACGCACAGUGAGGGGCAGCGACGGCUCCAUCCUGCUGCCGUCUCCGCUACCGGUGUCAAAUUCCAGCCGCCGUCACCUGACCGGCGGGGCGGGCACCGGCACCGAUACCGGGACCCCGAUUCGAACUGGCACCAGAAUACCAGCCGCCAUCCCGACACGCACAGCAGCAGCACCGGGCCUCCGACCCGCACAGGCGCCGGGACCGCCCGGGAGCAGGACGGCACCGGGAUCCCGCCAGCAGCAGGAGCCGCAGCCCGACCCGCUUCAGCACCGGCUCCCGCCGGCACCCGCACCGCCGCCGAGCUCCCGCGGAAACUCGCACCCCGCCGGGAACGGCACCGGGACCCCCGGCGGCACCCGACCCCCGCUACCUCCACCCGCACACCGGCCGACCCCCGGGCAGGCGGACGGGCAGGUGGACCCGCAGCCCGGCCGGCCGGACGCCCCGUGAGCGGGGCUCCCUGCCCCGACAACCCUGUCACAGCGCAGGCAGGACGGGCACACGAACAGCCCCGGGGAAGCGUUCAGCCCUUCCCGGAGCGCUCCGGGAGCAGAGCCCCACGGCGUCGGAGGGCAGCGCCCUUCACGUGGGGACCCGGCGGGGAUGGGUUGGCGGGCAGGGUCGCGGCCAUCCCGGCCUUGGUGGGACCGUCCGGCGUCCCACGCACCCCGAGCCGCCGCGGGCCACCCGUGUGCCUGGCGCUCGCGUCUGGCCGCGCCGGAGGAGGAGUCCGGCCUCCCCGCCCGCCCGCGCACUGCGCUCCGGUCCUCCCCGGCGGGGCCGCCCGCCGCCGGGCUGCUUACCUCUGCCGUCGCUCUGCCUCCCUCCGCCGGGGCCGCCGCUGGCCCCGGGGACAUGGGGGCCGGCUGGCGAGUCGAGUCGAGCCCGUGCGAGUCCUUACGUCACGGCCCGGGGCCCUCCGCGUCCAUCCCGGGGCUCUCGAGUGCUCCUUUGCGAACGUGCCAAAUCCCGGGGCCGCCUCCGCUCAGCCCCGCUUCACACGUGCUCCCCUGGCCGGAGCCGGUCGCCGGGACGCGCCCCGGGCCGGGCGAGCCCCCCCGGGGCCGGCCCUCAUGGCCACGGGGUCCGAGGGAGCCCGGGCGGACUGCGUGGCCCGGGGGUGCCGCGGGCCGUGUCACCUGCCCCGGCCGCGCUCCGGCGCAGCUCCCCGGCCUUAUGCAACUCCCCGGCUGGAGCGGGGCCAGCGGCUCGGUCGCCGGCUGUGCCGCGGCUGCACGCCGGGCCCCAGGUGGCCCGUGGGGUCUGCCCCGAGCCCAGGCACCCCGCGUGGCUUUAACCUCCUCCCCGCCGCCCGACAGCCCGCGCCCCGCGGUCCCGCGGCGGGGGCGGACGGCCGCGCCUGCAGACACCUGCGGAGCCGCCGCCUCGUCUGCGCUCAUCUCCUCGGAUUAUCCAGCGCGGGGGUGACAACUCCCGCGUCCUCCUGCGGCAUCACCUGCUGGGGAGUGUGCGGGCGCCCACUAAGCCGUCCCCGCCACCGCGAGCAGGGACGGAGGAGCUCUCCCAAGGUGAAGACAGGGCAUGGGCGGUUCCCGGGGCUGGCCCAGCCUGACAGCAGUGGUGGCCCUGCUCCUUAA
Empidonax traillii (willow flycatcher) is the source of this 2265-nucleotide messenger RNA. Its product is annotated as collagen alpha-1(I) chain-like. The record is from RefSeq and is a predicted model, not a curated record. The transcript is spliced from 3 exons. The coding region runs from base 1 to 2265 and encodes 754 amino acids. Lineage: Eukaryota; Metazoa; Chordata; Aves; Passeriformes; Tyrannidae.